AUGAUUCGCGAUUGGGAGAAUUUUGAUAAAUAUUAUCCUGAUCGCGAGGUUCUCCAGCCGAUUGCCCUUUCAUAUCUAUCGGCGAAACACGGAAUAGGUAUUAUGCCUGAUGAUCUUCCUCCGGAUGAAUCAACUCCGGCUGUCAUUCCUACCGGUAUUUUUACACAAAAAGAACUAUUUGCCUAUGAGCAUCAGAGAAAUAAUAGAUUGUUUGCACUACCAUACCAUGUUUUUUCAGAAGAAGUAGAAGCACCAGAAAAUGAUAAAAAUUGUUAG
This is a messenger RNA of Trichomonas vaginalis G3, 276 nucleotides long. RefSeq lists its product as uncharacterized. Lineage: Eukaryota; Parabasalia; Trichomonadida; Trichomonadidae. The record is from RefSeq and is a predicted model, not a curated record. The transcript has a single exon. Bases 1 to 276 code for a protein of 91 amino acids.